Messenger RNA from Tachysurus vachellii, 4946 nucleotides. It is a transcript of the gene snrka, whose product is annotated as SNF related kinase a. The coding region runs from base 371 to 2755 and encodes 794 amino acids. Gene Ontology annotation, molecular function: ATP binding; tau-protein kinase activity; protein serine/threonine kinase activity. The transcript has 6 exons. NCBI's taxonomy places the organism in Eukaryota, Metazoa, Chordata, Actinopteri, Siluriformes, Bagridae. The record is from RefSeq and is a predicted model, not a curated record. Gene Ontology annotation, biological process: microtubule cytoskeleton organization; intracellular signal transduction; protein phosphorylation. Gene Ontology annotation, cellular component: cytoplasm.
CUGCUUCCACACUAAAAGCAGGAACUGUAUAUAUGUGUGUGUGUGUAUAUAUGUAUGUGUAUAUGUGAGUGUGUGUGUGAGUGUGUGUGUGAGCGCCGCUAGAGUCAAACCUGAAGCGCUAAGCUCCAUUCACAAGGCUUUUGUCUAACGCCUAUAAAUGUGGAUCAAAUAACGUGAUCCAGUUGUUUAUUUACAGGCGCAUUCGAGCAUUUUACAGUUUUUAGUGUUUCCCGGAAUGAGCGGAUCCUGGCAUGAUGGGUCUGCUGUUACCAGCCAGUGUGUUGAAGUGAGCUGUCCUCUCCUUCCACUGUAAACUCCUCCCCCUGGGGUUAAACCCCUCCUCCCAUCCAGCCAGGGAGCACCAGCAGUCAUGGCAGGUGUGAAGCGUGGCUAUGACGGCAAGAUUGCCGGACUGUAUGACCUGGACAAGACGUUGGGGCGUGGGCAUUUUGCUGUGGUAAAGCUAGCACGCCACGUCUUCACUGGUGAGAAAGUGGCAGUGAAGGUCAUCGACAAGACGAAGCUGGACUCGGUUGCCACAGGACAUCUGUUCCAGGAGGUGCGCUGCAUGAAGCUGGUGCAGCACCCUAACAUUGUGCGCCUCUAUGAAGUUAUCGACACACAAAGCAAGCUGUACCUGAUCCUGGAGCUAGGGGAUGGAGGUGACAUGUUUGACUACAUCAUGAAGCAUGAGGAGGGCCUUAACGAGGAACUAGCUAAGAAAUACUUUGCCCAGAUUGUCCAUGCAAUUUCUUACUGCCACCGGCUGCAUGUGGUGCAUCGUGAUUUGAAGCCUGAAAAUGUGGUAUUUUUCGAGAAGCAGGGUCUCGUUAAGCUUACUGACUUCGGCUUUAGUAAUAAAUUUCAGCCUGGGAAGAAGCUGACCACCAGCUGCGGCUCUUUGGCGUACUCGGCUCCAGAGAUCCUGCUGGGGGAUGAGUAUGACGCCCCUGCAGUAGAUAUCUGGAGCCUAGGAGUGAUACUCUUCAUGCUGGUUUGUGGUCAGCCUCCUUUCCAGGAAGCCAACGACAGUGAAACCCUCACCAUGAUCAUGGACUGUAAAUACACCGUACCUACCCAUGUCUCCAAUGCCUGCAAGGAUCUGAUCAAUCGGAUGCUGCAGAGGGACCCCAAGCGCCGUGCCUCACUGGAGGAGAUUGAGAGCCAUGCGUGGCUACAGGGAGUGGAUCCGUCCCCAGCCACCAAGUUCAGCACACCUUUGGUGUCCCACAAGAACCUUUCUGAGGAAGAACACAACUCCAUCAUCCAGCGCAUGGUGCAUGGAGACAUUGCAGACCGAGAAACUAUCAUUGAAGCCCUAGAAACUAACAAGUAUAACCACAUCACGGCUACCUACUUCCUGCUGGCAGAGCGGAUCCUACGGGAGAAGCAGGAGAAGGAGGUGCAGCCCCGAUCCUCCAGCCCCAGCAACAUCAAAGCUCAUUUCAGGCAGUCAUGGCCGACUAAAAAUGACAUGCACCAAGACAUUGAGGACAGCCUGGCUGCUUCCUCAAUCUCACACGCAGGGGGGCCACAGUCUCCAGCCCGGAGCACUGAGAACCUGCUGAAUGGUCACCGGAACAAAGGGCUUCUGGAUCUGGGCCGCCGAGAAGAGAGUAGCGAGGCCUGUAGCACUGCCGUUUACCCUGGCCAGAUGACUUCUCUCACCCAAAGCCCCCUCAAACCCAGCAGCACAUCAUCUGCCUCGGCCAAGCAGCGAACAUGUCUUUUCCGUGUUGAGGAGGAUGAGGAGGAAGAAGACGAGCAGGAGCCAUCACCGCUCCCCACACAGGUGAUCCUACGCCACAAGCCGCCAUCCGUCACUAACCGGCUGACUUCACGCAAGAGUGCACCAGUGCUCAACCAAAUAUAUGAAGAGGAAGGUGAGUCCGAUGACGAUGAUUUCAACAUGGACGAGAGUCUGCCACCCAAGCUGAGCCGCCUCAAGAUGAACAUGACAUCGCCCGGCACAACACAAAAGCGUUUCCAUCGCCGCAAGAGCCAGGGCCGUGGCUCCAGCUGCUCCAGUUCGGAGACCAGCGACGACGACUCUGAGAGCCACCGUCGUCGCCUCGACAAAGAGCCAGUCUUCACAUACAACUGGCACCGUAGGGACAGCAGUGAGGGGCCACCAGGAAAUUCUGGGGGCAAUGGAGGGGGUGGCAGCAGUGGCGGACAGAGCAAACCUUCGGGGGAGGGGAACUCGGGACCAGACAGGGGCAGCAGUAAUGGCGGAAGUGGUGGAAGUGGAAACACAGGAGAGGGAGGGGGUUCUAAAGGACAGGGAAGUCCCUCCAGCUGUUCCAAUGGCAAUAGCAACCCUGCUUCAGGCUCCACACGCACUGCACCACGGAGCACAGGAGAACUGAUGGAGAGCUUCAAGCUCAUGAGUCUCUGCUUAAGCUCCCAGUUGCAGCAUCGCCGAUCAGGAGGAGGGGGACGCCUCAUCGUGGAUCCACAGAGUCUGUCCAGUGUGAGAGUGCAAGAAAAAUCCUCAUGGAAGAUGUGCAUCGGCUCGAACAGCAGCCUGGAAAAGACUCUUAAUGUGGGUGGCGGAUUAAUGGACCGUUACCAGGACCAAACAGCAGCCAUGCUGAAUGAACUUGCCCUGGCCAAGGAGAACAACCUAAACUUGAAAUCCAACGUUCUUCAGCUACCUCUGUGUGAGAAAACCAUCUCAGUAAACAUCCAGAGGAGCCCCAGGGACGGGCUGCUUUGUGCGUCGGCCCAGGCCAGCUGCUGCCAGGUCAUAUGAUGGUGGAUCACAUGAUCAGACCUCAUAGUCAAUUUGCUCCCAUUGCUGCAUUUGUAGCAUAAUAACACAUUCAGAUCUCCCGUAGCUUUGUGAGAUCUUUCCCAACCUUCUGUCGUCUUAACUGUUCUUACAAAUUAUUUAUUUUUCUUAGACCUGUUAGGUUUAAUGAGGUGCACACUGCUAGCUUGUUUGUUUUCUGACUUUUUGUGGGGUUCUCCUUUUUAGUCCCCCUUUACUGUUUUUCAUUUGCUUUCCAUCCCUUUUUUUGUUUGUUUUUUGUUGUUUUAUAUCUCCUGAAGUGAUAAGCUCUUAAGAUGGUUUACAUGGUUUUGGCCAGUUAAUCAAACAGAACUGUAGAAUUUUAUUUAAUGAUAAAAUUGAUUAUUUAAUAAAGACAAAUAAAUAUGACCAAUAGUGAAACAGAGAAGCACCUGCCAGGUUGUAUGAGCACUACACAACUUUAGCCAUAAUAAGUGCAACAAUUAGAGUCCUAGUGGAUUUAUUUAGUGGAUUCAAACAGAAUUUGAGGGAAACCGCUUUUAUGGUUAAUGGCCAUUUCUGAUGUCUUAAAAUAAUUGACCAAUUUAUAAUUCCACAGAAAAUCAAUGUAUGUUUCUAAUUGUUGUUUAAUAAAUGACACAUAUAUUGAACUAUCGUUAGCAGAUUCAAAAGAAUUCCUAGCAACAUUUAAAAAUUGUUUAAAUGUUUUUAAAAAUAUUGUUAAACAUUUCCCUCAAACAGGAAACGACUGUCAGCAAAUUAACCUAUUAAAAGUACAUUCAUGUACUAUAGCUUUUGAUUCAAUUCUAUUUUUUACUUUAAUAUUACUUUUCAGAUAAAUAAACCCUAUGUUUCCACCACAGCCUCAACUAAUUAUCGAAAACAAAUUUGUAUGAUACACUGAACGUUCUCUGGUAAAUUAACUGCCAUUUUUAAUCCAACAUGCCCAUAUUCCGAUAAUGAGGAGUCCUGGUAGAGCAGCAGCAGGAAUGAAUGCUGGAGCUUUGCUGCAUCCACCAUAUUGAUCUUUUAACGAAAACCAUUAAAACAUUUUGGUCAUGUUCUCUAGUCUAGAAUUAGCACGCUGGUUUAAUUCUGUUAAGAGAUUAAGGCCUUAAUAAUAUUAAUAAUAAUAAUAAUAAUAAUAAUAAUAAUAAUAAUAAUAAUAAUAAUAACAAUAAUAAUAUCUUUACACUAGUAAAUGAAUUCCUAUAUACUGCUGAGCUCCAGAUCCCAGUCCAACUGUUCUGACCUCACUCACUCUGUCUGUUGUUCGUAAACACUUCAGUUACUGUAACUACCAGUCUCUAAAAAAGACUGGCUUCAGAUGCCUAUAGGGUAUGUAAAUAAGUUUUUAAAAGUUUUAUCUUUUUGUCCUGAAGGACUGCUGUUUUAACAUGCUGUGUUGAAUACAGGCAUCGAGCUGGCUUUCUAGUUAAAGCCAUGCUGAUUUUUCACCUGGCUCUAAAUCCCACGUACAGCUGAAGCCACGAUGAGAUACACGAGCACUCAUUCAGGCAAUAGAUGAUAAAGGAACAGGCUUUUCAGUGACCAUCUUUGAGCCACUGUAAACAGUUGUACGGCAUCCAGGCUGAAGCAUUAAAGUUGGAGAUAUUUUAAGGGCAUUGGCAAUAAGCUAUAAGUUGCAGCUAUCUGUAAAUAUACAUAUUUUUUCUUUUAUAUGUACAGCCGUAGAAUGGCUCACUUGGCCAAAAAAAAAGAGAGAAUUAUCUUGCGUAUUUUUUGUUUUCAUUUUUAAACAAUAGGGUCUGUAAAUAAAGAUGUAAAUACAGUGCACACUCUCUGUAAAACCGCAGCGUCAGCCGUCUGGUUCGUAGCUGUAACAUAGCUUUACUAGUCGUGAGUGUCCUCCAGUAAGUUUAGCAAUGUUGAAAAAGAAAACAGUGCUAUAUUCAUGAUGUUGGUCUCAGACUUUGUCCUGCGCCGAUGUAAACAGGUAAAAUGAUAAUGUGCAUGUGUUGAAUGUUCAACAUAAUUGAUCCAUGGACAUCGAAAAGGAAAAGAACUGCCACAAAAUGUUACUGGACCAAAUUGUAUACUGACUUCUUCUAAAGAAAAACAACAGUAAAGAAGCAAAAUGAUUCAAUGUUCUGUUGUUGAAACUUGUCCUCAAGUUAUAUAUAGUUAUGGUAAUGUCCAAAAAUUAAAUGUUGUGGAAGAUGUCUUUAAA